Pochonia chlamydosporia 170 is the source of this 1023-nucleotide messenger RNA. RefSeq names its product FAD dependent oxidoreductase superfamily protein. The coding region runs from base 1 to 1023 and encodes 340 amino acids. Gene Ontology annotation, molecular function: FAD binding; D-amino-acid oxidase activity. NCBI's taxonomy places the organism in Eukaryota, Fungi, Ascomycota, Sordariomycetes, Hypocreales, Clavicipitaceae. The transcript is spliced from 3 exons. The record is from RefSeq and is a predicted model, not a curated record.
AUGGAACACAUUGUAGUCAUAGGCGCAGGUGUAAUUGGCCUCAGUUCUGGCGUAUACCUCCUCCAAUCCGGCUACAAAGUCACCAUCAUCGCCAGAGACUUCCCCAGCCCCUUUGAAACAGCAGAUCCCAAACACUUCAUCAACUACUCAUCACUAUGGGCUGGCGCACAUAACCGAUGGGUUUUGCCUACAAAUGCCACAGAGCAGCGAGACCACGCCAUGGCACUGAGCACAUAUCGCCACAUGGAGCAGCUUGUCUCUCUGCAUCCAGAAUGCGGCGUUCACUUCACCAAGGGGAUAGAAUAUCUGGAAGAUGUGCCACAGGUGUACAAAGAUCUAACUGCUGAAACAGCCUCAGGUCUAGGCAUUACGGACUUUCGACUAUACACAAAUGAAGAGCUACCCGACAAAGUAACUUGGGGCUGCGAGUACCAAACCUGGUGUGCGAACCCAAUGGUGUAUUGCCUCUUUCUCCUCCGCCAGUUUGCCCUGCUUGGAGGCAGGACGGUCAACAUGGAGCUUCGGACGCCGCUCGAAGUUCGAGAUAUGAAGGCGUUUUCUGAUGUCAGAACCGUGGUUAAUUGCUCCGGUGUUGGGUUCAAUGAUCCAGAUGUAUUUCCCACAAGAGGCCAAACAUGCGUGGUUGCAAAUAAUUGCCCAGCAACAGUAACCCGCCAAAAUGGCGAUGGAUCAUGGACGUUCUGCGUACCUAGAGGCUUCAACGGCGGAACCGUAAUCGGAGGUACAAAAGAGCCCAACAACUGGGACACUGAGCCAAGCGAGGAAGUGCGCAGGCGACUCCUCGAUGCGCUUGCCAGGACAUAUCCUUCCAUUCGAGAUGAGGAAGACUUUCGUGUUGUACGGGACAUUGUUGGGCGGAGACCGACGAGAAAAGGGGGUAUUAGAUUGGAGAAAGAGCAGCACGACGAACGGUUUUCUGUGAUUCAUGCAUAUGGACUGGGAGGAAGAGGGUAUGAGCUUUCUUGGGGUGUUGCGGAACAAGUUGCAAGGUUGCUCAAGUAG